Molecule: messenger RNA, 704 nt
Organism: Capsaspora owczarzaki ATCC 30864
Lineage: Eukaryota; Filasterea; Ministeriida; Capsasporidae
Exons: 1
Source: RefSeq, a predicted model, not a curated record
GCAAGCCAGUCAUCAUCACUGGCUCGCUCAUCCCGUUCGCAGACGUGUACAAUGACGCUCGCCGAAAUCUCAUCGUCUCCGUUCUGUACGCCGCACGGUUUGACAUUCCCGAGGUGUGCAUCUUUUUCAACAACCAGCUGCUCCGCGGAAACCGCGCCAGCAAGGUGGACACGUUUGGGCUGAGCGCGUUCGCGUCUCCAAAUUUCCCGCCGCUCGGCACGCUGGGCACCGACCUCAGCCUGCGCCAGGAUUUGCUGCUUUCGCCGCCAAAGCGCCGCUUCCGCGUCUUUACCAAGUUUGAUGAAAAUGUCGCCGUGUUGCGGCUGACACCCGGCUUUAGUGACACGGUCGUGCGCAAUCUCCUCCAGCCGCCGCUCCGUGGCAUCGUCCUUGAAAUGUACGGCGUCGGCAAUGCGCCCGCCCGUCGCCAGGGGCUCAUGGACGUGCUGGCCGAGGCCGUCAAGCGCGGCGUUGUCAUUGUUGUGAUUAGCCAAUGCAGCCGCGGCUUUGUCAACCUGUCCACGUAUGCCAACGGCCUGGCCCUCCGCGACCACAUUGGCGUUGUCUCCGGCGCAGACAUGACCCCCGAGGCGGCCGCCACGAAGCUCGGCUACCUUCUUGCGCGUGGCUUGGCCAACGAUGAAAUCCGGACGCUGUUGCACACCAACAUUCGCGGUGAAUUGUCACCUUCGCAGAGCACUUGA